Molecule: messenger RNA, 7426 nt
Organism: Oryctolagus cuniculus (rabbit)
Lineage: Eukaryota; Metazoa; Chordata; Mammalia; Lagomorpha; Leporidae
Source: RefSeq, a predicted model, not a curated record
UUUCAAGCGGCGGGCGCGGCUCCACUUGGCAUCUGGGCAGCGGGUCUGGGGUCAGUCUUGGGAAGCCACCCGGUGACUGGUUUUGCAGCUGGUAAUUCAGUGGGGCUCAGCUGUGGCCUGAGUGUUAGCCCCUGUAGGGAGCAGACGCCUGCCUGCCGAGCAACACCUUCUAAGCAAUCAGAACUCAGGAAACCAGAGGGAUCUGUGAAGAGAGGGAAGCCCAGAAGGAGGCCAGAGCUCCAAGGAGCCCUGCUUCUCAGGGGUCCCUUAGGUGCUGGUGGCGACCUGUCAUUUGGUAGCAAGGUCCCCACAGGAGGAUGGAAGUUGAAGACUCUGGGUAUGAGUUAAGAGAGCUAUUCUGAGAGCAGCAGUGGUCUGUGGGGUUUGCUCUAUGCUGAGUGUGCGGUCAGUUAUCUCAUCCCACCAGGUACAAAAUUGUAAAUGCUGGCUCCCCCAGAACCUGGGGGCCUUGUCCCCUUCACUAGAGAAUCUCUUGAAGUCAUAAAACAGCACAUUGCUAAAAACCACAGUGAGGAACAUGAAGAAGAUUUAAAGCCAAACCCUGACUUGCAAGAUGGCAAAGAGCUUCCAAUUAUUUAUGGAAAUCUUUCUCGAGGAAUGGUGUCAGAGCCAUUGGAAGACGUGGACCCCUACUACAAGGGAAAAAAUACUUUCAUGGUAUUAAAUAAAAAGAGAACAAUCUUCAGAUUCAAUGCUGUUUCCCUCUUUUGUACGUUAUCUCCUUUCAACUCUGUUAGAGGAACAACUAUAAAGGUUUUGGUACAUCCAUUUUUCCAAUAUUUAAUUUUAAUUUGUGUCCUUAUUGAUUGCACAUUUUUGUCCAUGACUAAUAUGCCAAAAUGGGGAACAGCAGUAGAGAAUACGUUGCUUGGAGUUUACACAUUUGAAAUAUUUGUAAAACUGCUUGCAAGAGGCAUCUGUGCAGGAUCCUUUUCUUUUGUUGGUGAUCCGUGGAACUGGCUCGAUUUCAGUGUAACUUUGUUUGAGCUUUUAGCAAGAUAUUCACCUCUAAACUUGAUUCUAAAGCUUGAAAUUGUUAGAACUUGGAGAAUUUUGAAAAUUAUUCCUUUAAAUCAAGGUCUGAAAUCCCUUGUAGUUAUCCUGAUUCAUUGCUUAAAGAAACUCCUUGGUGCCAUUAUCUUAACUUUGUUUUUCCUGAGCAUAUUUUCUCUAAUUGCAAUGGGACUCUUCAUGGGUAAUCUGAAGCAUAAAUGUUUGCGAUGGCCCCAGGAAAAUGAAAAUGUAACCUUGCACAACAGAGCUGGAAAUCCAUAUUAUAUCCGAGAAACAGACAACUUUUAUUACUUGGAAGGAGAAAGAUAUGCUCUCCUGUGUGGCAACAGAACAGACGCUGGUCAGUGUCCUGAAGGAUAUGUGUGUGUCAAAGCUGGCAUAAAUCCUGAUCAUGGCUUCACCAGUUUUGACAAUUUUGGCUCAGCAUUUUUGUCUUUAUUUCGGUUGAUGACUCAGGAUUACCCAGAAGCACUUUAUCACCAGAUUCUUUAUGCCUCUGGGAAAAUCUACAUGAUCUUUUUUGUUGUGGUGAGUUUUUGGUUUGCCUUUUAUAUGGCAAGUUUGUUCUUAGGCAUAUUUGCUGUGGCCUAUGAAGAAGAAAAGCAAGCAGCUGCUGAAAGAUCCAUGAAGAUUGGGCCAACAUUUCAACAGACUUUAAAAGAACUUCAAGAAAGAGAUGAAGUAGGAGAGAUAACACAAAUAGAAAUGAAGAAAAGAUCAUCAACUUCCAUAAACACGUCUGUGGAUAUAUUGGAAGAUACUACUCUCAGACAAAAAGAAGAAAUUAAAAAAUCCAAGAAGCUAUGCUCAUUGUGUUGGUAUAGGUUUGCUAAAACUUUCUUGAUAUGGAAUUGUUCUCCCUGUUGGUUAAAAUUGAAAGAGAUUUUCCAGAGGAUUAUUACGGACCCAUUUACUGAUCUUUUCUUUACCAUGUGCAUAAUUUUAAACAUAUAUUUUUUGGCUCUGGAACAUUAUCCAAUGAGUGAUGAAACCAACCAUCUUCUUAUCAUUGGAAACCUGGUUUUCAUUGGAAUUUUUACAGCAGAAAUGAUUUUUAAAAUAAUUGCCAUGCAUCCAUAUGGGUAUUUCCAAGUAGGUUGGAACAUUUUUGAUAGCAUAAUUGUGUUCCAUGGAUUAACUGAAGUUUAUCUAGCAAAUGUUGAAGGAAUGGCUCUUUUUCAAUCAUUAAGGAUGUUGCGGAUUUUCAAGUUGGGAAAAUAUUGGCCAACUUUUGAGAAGCUGAUGCUGACUCUUAGUAAUUCACUGGACGACCUGAAGGAAGUGAUCCUGCUGCUGUUCACGUUCGUUUUCUUUUCUUCUGUGUUUGGCAUGAAGUUGUUUGGUAGCAGUUACAGGACCUUUGUCUGCCGCAUCGACGAAGACUGCCGACUCCCGCGCUGGCACAUGUCCGACUUCUUCCACUCCUUCAUGAAUGUGUUCCGGAUUCUCUGUGGAGAGUGGAUAGAAACCCUAUGGGACUGCAUGGAAGUAGCAGGCCAACCUCAGUGUAUUUUGUUUUACAUGAUGGUUAUUUUAAUCGGAAACUUACUGAUACUUUACCUGUUUCUGGCAUUGGUGAGCUCAUUUAGUUCAUACAAUGCUGCAAAAACUGAAGAGAACAAUGAAACAAAAAAUCUCCAACUUGCAAUGGCAAGGAUAAAGAAGGGAAUAAACUAUAUGCUACUUAAAAUAUUAUGCAAAAAACAAAGUGCUCCAAGGGAGACAAUGAACCAAGUGAAUGACAUGUAUGUUAAAGAGAAUAUGUCUGACCAUACUCUUUCUGAACUGAGCAACACUCAAGAUUUCCUCAAGGAUAAGGAAAAAAGUAUUGGCACUGAGAAAAACACCAUGACUGAAAAUGAGAAUCUGUCACUUAUGCCCAGUCCUAGUGUCUCAGAAACAGUGCCAAUUGCCUCAGGAGAAUCUGAUAUAGAAAAUCUGGAUAACAAGGAGAUUCAGAGCAAGUCAGGUGAUGGAGACAGCAAAGAGAAACUGAAGCAGUCCAGCUCAUCUGAAUGCAGUACAGUGGACAUUGCUAUCUCUGAGGAAGAAGAUAUGGUCUAUGAACAUGAAAAGCCAAAGCAUCUGAAAAAUGGUUGUAGACGGAGAUCUUCACCUGGUCAAAUCAGUAGACUAUCUAGGAGAGGAAAAAUCUGGCAGAACAUAAGGAAAACUUGCUGCAAGAUAGUUGAAAACAGUUGGUUCAAGUGUUUCAUUGGACUUGUCACUUUAUUCAGCACAAGUGCUCUGGCUUUUGAAGAUAUAUAUAUUGAUCAGAGAAAAACUAUUAAAAUAUUAUUAGAAUAUGCUGACAUGAUCUUCACUUACAUAUUCAUUCUGGAAAUGCUUCUAAAGUGGAUUGCCUAUGGUUUUAAAGCUUAUUUCUCUAACAACUGGUACAAACUGGACUUCAUGGUUGUUAUUGUGUUUUGUCUUAGUUUAAUAGGCAAAACUCGAGAAGAGCUAAAACCACUUUGUUCUAUUAAAUUUCUACGGGCACUCAGAGUUCUAUCUCAAUUUGAAAGAAUGAAGGUGGUUGUGAGAGCUUUGAUAAAAACUACUUUACCAAGUUUGAAUGUGUUUCUGGUCUGCCUUAUGAUCUGGCUGAUUUUUAGUAUCAUGGGAGUGCACUUAUUUGCUGGGAAAUUCUAUGAAUGCAUUGAUCCAACAAGUGGAGAAAGGUUUUAUGUAUCUGAAGUCAUGAAUAAGACUCAGUGUGAAAGUCUUGUUUUUAAUGACUCCAUGCCAUGGGAAAAUGCAAAACUAAACUUUGAUAAUAUUGGAAAUGGUUUCCUUUCUCUGCUUCAAGUAGCAACAUUUAAUGGAUGGAUCACUAUUAUGAAUUCAGCGAUUGAUGCUGUUGCUAUAAAUAUGCAGCCUACUUUUGAAUACAACCUCUACAUGUAUUUUUAUUUCAUCAUCUUUAUUAUCUUUGGAUUAUUUCUCCCUCUGAGUAUGCUGAUCAGUGUGAUUAUUGCGAAUUUCAACAAGCAUAAAAUAAAGCAGGGAGGUUCAAAUAUCUUUAUAACAGCAAAGCAAAAGAAACAAUACCGUGAGUUAAAGAAACUGAUGUAUGACAACUCUCAAAGACCGGUACCACGUCCAGGAAACAAGUUCCAAGGAUUAAUUUUUGACUUGGUAACAAGUCGAGUUUUUAACGUCGUCAUCAUAGUUCUUAUCUGUUCCCAAGUAAUUACCUUCAUGAUACAAAGUGAUGAACAAAGUCCACAAGUGGAGCGUGCUGUCUACUGGAUUAGCUCAGUCUUUGUUAUGCUGUAUACUUUGGAAUGUCUACUGAAGCUCGUCUCUUUCCUUUGUUACUAUUUCACCAUUGUGUGGAACAUUUUUGAUUUUAUGGUGGUCAUUUUCUCCAUUACAGGAUUAUUACUGCCUAUCACAGUAGGAUACUACCUUGUGCCUCCCUCCCUUGUGCAACUGAUACUUCUCUCACGGGUCAUCCACAUCCUACGUCUUGGAAAAGGCCCAAAGGUGUUUCAUAAUUUGAUGCUUCCUCUGAUUUUGUCACUUCCUGCAUUGUUGAACAUCAGUCUUCUGAUCUUCCUGGUCAUGUUUGUCUAUGCCAUCUUUGGAAUGUACAACUUUGCCUAUGUUAAAAAAGAAGCUGGAAUUAAUGAUGUGUCCAACUUUGAAACCUUUGGUAGCAGUGUGCUUUGUCUUUUUCAAGUUACAAUAUUUGCUGGUUGGGAUGGGAUGCUUAAUGCAAUUUUCAACAGUAAAUGGUCUGACUGUGAUCCUGAUAAAAUUAACCCUGGGACUCAGGUUCGGGGAGAUUGUGGUAACCCCUCCAUUGGGAUUUUUUAUUUUGUCAGUUAUAUACUCAUAUCAUGGCUGAUCAUCAUAAAUAUGUAUAUUGUUGUCAUCAUGGAGUUUUUAAAUAUUGCUUCUAAGAAAAAAGCCAAAACCUUGAGUGAAGAUGAUUUUAGGAAAUUCUUUCAGGUGUGGAAUAGGUUUGAUCCGGAGAGGACCCAGUACAUUGAUUCUAGCAAACUUUCAGAUUUUGCAGCUUCUCUUGAUCCACCUCUUUACAUGGCAAAACCCAACAAAGGCCAGCUCAUUGCUAUGGAUCUUCCCAUGGCUGUUGGAGACAGAAUUCAUUGCCUGGAUAUCUUACUUGCUUUUACAAACAGAGUGAUGGGUAAAGAUACAAGGAUGGAGAAAAUCCUUUCCGAGAUAGAAUCAGGAUUUAUGUUAGCCAACCCUUUUAAGAUCACAUAUGAGCCAAUCACAACUACCCUAAAACGAAAACAAGAGGCAGUUUCAGCAACCAUUAUUCAGCGUGCUUAUAAAAGUUAUCGCUUAAGGCAAAAUGACAAAAAUAGAUCAAAUAUCCAUAUUCUAGAUGGUGACGGAAAUGUUCAAACUUCUAGAGAAGGUGACUAUUUUGAUAAAGCCAAAGAAAAGUGAACCAAAGACAGAUCUAAACUUACCACUUCUUGGGCUUCAUGUAGCCAGAAAUAUUCAAGCUCAAGUCAGAAAUUAAGGAAAGAUCAGAAAAACUGAGGUGAUAAUCCAUUGUUUAUAACCUGGGCUAAUUAAGUGUGUGUUUGCAUGACUCCAUGCAAAUUCACAUUUUAUCUUUACAUAUUCAUUUUACUCAAUCUAUUAGGAAAGAUAAUCCUUCAAAAUUGCUGAAGUGAGUUGAAGUGCGUUAAAGUUGCCAUUUAUCCAAUGUUGUCUUCUUUAUCUGAAUUUUGUGGUGUAUACCUCUUCUAAAAGAGUAGGGAGGUUCUAAUAGAGAUUAGCUGCAAAGGAGGGACUUCCUUAUGUAUUAUAUGUAAAUGUAUAACUUAAUACACGUUUAAUAACCGCAUUAGGACCUAGUUAAAUAUAAGUACUAUCUUAUUUGUGGAUGGUAUUUUUAAAAUAAUGAAGUGUUUUAGACUAUUAAGUCAAAAUUUUGUCCUGACAAAUGCCAGAGGCGGAAGGGCAAGGACAGUUCUUUAGAAAGUGCCUUUGAGAUCAGACACAGAGACUGAAAAAGAUUGGUUGAAGCCUUAUUGUUUGCUAUUAAUGUUGUUUGGAUCAAUAUUGUUUCAAUUUCUCGGGCUCAUAGUUUCUCUUCUGUUUAACUGGGGUUCCAGCCUAAGCUCCAGCUCUUCAUGAGGAUCUAUUUACAGGACAAAAAGCAUAAAGGGAACUGGUUAUGGCCUACAUUGUCUCAUAUUCUUUUAUUUGCUCUUUUCUUUAAAAAAACACACAUUUACUAAAAUUAUCAUAAUAGAUAAUAUGUUAAUAAGCUUAAGUUUUACCUUAUUUUUAAAAUUAUAUAUUUUACUACUUAUUUGUAAUGUGACCUUAAAUAUGUAAGACCUAGUCAACUGUAUGUCAUUGUACAAAUUUGAAGUGUUGAGAGCUACCAUUAUUUCCAGAGAUUUUCAAUAUCUUAACCUGUAAUUCAGAAACUGCCAUUGCUUUGCAGUGCUUUUCACUACACUUUAUAACUUUAAGAAAAAAUGUGCAUUCAAACUAUGAGGACUGUGAAUCAGAAAGUGACAGUUUAAGUUCAUUGUUGUUUUAUAAUAUUAAUAUAGCAAGUUAAUUUUCACUUACUUAACUUUACAAGUAAUUUUUACUUUGUGUCAUCAUAUACAUAAUAACCCUGUAAGAUGUUUUAAACACUUCAAAAUUCUAAAUUAAUUUUCACUACUGGAAUUCUUUUUUAAAAAUAGUGACAAAUUGUUUGACAUUCAUAAAAUGGAUUCAUUUAUAUCCAUGUAAUUUGAUUCUGAUAUUUAUUUCACUUCUAUGAGGACUGAUUUCAAUUACUUGCAAAGUCCUAAAGAUUUCAAACAGAAAACAUUUGCAUUGUUGACUUAAAUAAAAAGUUUAAGUAUGUUGUAUGGCAUUUAUUAUAAUUUACAUUUCAGUAAUUAUAUUUCAUUAUGAAUGCAUGUUCUUGAGCCUUAAUUAUUAUAAUCAAUUUCUGCUCCUCAGAAAUUUAAUAACCUUACCAAAAUGCCUUUGGGGGGAUCCCCUAAAUAAAUGUAUUUCAGGUGUCUGCUUUUUCGUAAAAUGUUCCUUCCCUUUCUCCUGUUGUUCUCCAUCAUGUGCUGGGGACCAGCAAGGAAUCAGUGUUAACUUGGCAACAUGGUUACAGCUGGUGCUUUAUCUAAGCUUCUGAGUUUUCUAGUUAUUAGGAAUGCUUUAACAGGGAGCUGCUUCAGAUAUUUAAGCUGAGUCAUAAGUUGCUUCUGUAAAUUUUAUAAAAAAACAAAUUUUUUAAUUUGAAAAUUAUAGCUUUUACUGUAAACUGUAUUUGCCAGUAACUUUACAAAAACUAUGUAAAGAAUUAUUUUAACAAAGUCUUACAAUAUAAUCUACAUUUUACAUACUAUAGAAAAUAAUAAAUACAACCUGAUAACCACACUGA